Acinonyx jubatus (cheetah) is the source of this 8056-nucleotide messenger RNA. It is a transcript of the gene ABCA7, whose product is annotated as ATP binding cassette subfamily A member 7. The record is from RefSeq and is a predicted model, not a curated record. Gene Ontology annotation, biological process: transmembrane transport; lipid transport. Gene Ontology annotation, cellular component: membrane; intracellular membrane-bounded organelle. Gene Ontology annotation, molecular function: ABC-type transporter activity; ATP hydrolysis activity; lipid carrier activity. NCBI's taxonomy places the organism in Eukaryota, Metazoa, Chordata, Mammalia, Carnivora, Felidae.
UGUGGAUGGACAAGUGGAGUCCCAGGGUCACGAAGCGAGUCUGGCUAGGCCGGGGUCCCCCAGAAUAGAGUGGGGAGAAAGGGACCUCGUAAGACGGGGAGCUGCUGCACUGCAGGCGGGUACGCAAUGUGGGGAGACAGCCCGGCCGGCCUGUCGGAGGCUCGGCCAGCGCGGGGUGAGCCGGCGACCCAGCGCCCCAAGGCGACGCAGCAAGAGGAGAGCGGCCCCUUUAAGAAACCCGGCUCUGCGCGGCCUCCUUCCACGGCGCGCGUGGAUCGGGCGGGCCCGGCCUGUGAGUGGCAGGGAUGGCAGCCAAUAGUAGGGGGCGGGGGCGGGGCCGGGCGCGGCCGCGGGCUUCCCAGGCCCUGGAGGUGAACUGCUGGGGUUUAGGGCUCGCUGCGGGAGACGCCUCUUAAAGGGGCCGCGACCCCGGGCUCCUGUCGGGCGCAGGGAAGGCGGCCAGAGAUGAGGGCUGGAAAGGUGAGAGGGUCCCGGGGUGCGGAUGGGUGGGAGGGAGGCAGGUUCCCUGGGAAUUAGGGGGUGAGGGCGGAGUCCACACUCACCUCCCCCCCCCCCCCGCCCCCGGUGGGUGUGAGCGGCGAGGGGCGGCAGAACUGGGCACUAAUUCUGCAGGGCAUUGGACUCACCUGAUGGGUACUUGCCGACAGACACCUGCAGCCCCUCUCCGCGUUAGAACUCCGACAAGCCCUCUGCCCCGCUGGAAAAACGGAGGCUUCCCCCACCCCAGCUCCCACCCGAUGUAGAGUCCUCCAGUGGGGGGUCGGGGGUCCCGGGUCCUAGUUCCAGCCUCGAUCGGGGCCUGUGGCAACGCCCUGCCCCCCGGCAGCACAAUAAUGAAGUAGGCCAGAGCUGGACACUUGUAACCAAAGCGGGGAUCAGGAAUUGCUGGUUCCAGGAGCCGCAGCGCUGCCUCUCCGCCUUACUCUUUCUCUGCGUCUUGUGGUUCUUAACGAUAAAUGAUACACGAGGGGUGGGUGGAGCUGGGGCCCUGCUCCCGCGGGGUGGCUCUGCCUGUCUCUGGGGGCCUGGUGUGUAAAAUGUUCAGCACGGUGAACACUUGGCUGUUAUCAUUGGGUUAGAGCUGGGGCUGGGGGGCGGGGAUCUUUCCCAGGACGCGGGAUGAGGCUGGGGGCCUGGACCUGGCAGCCCCCAAAGGGGCUCAAAGUGGAGUCGUGACGAGUCAAGCCGAGGCUCCUCCCCCUCAGGAAUUAGUUGAUAGCCUUUUGGACCCCAGCCCUGCAGCGAGCGACAGCCCAGGCAACCAAUCAGGUGCGGGGACGGCUUCGGGCAGGGCUCCCAUUGGCCCGCUCCGCCCCUCCAGGGACAGAAGGGACCCUUAAAUAAGUGCCUGCUGUUCGGCUCCAAGCAGAGCUUCCAGGAACCCUGCACCGUGAGCUAGAGGAAUGAGGUUCAGGGAGGGCCAGGGGUUGCGCGCAGCCACACAGUGCGUCUCAGCCGGACCCUCCGUCGUGUGCUCUGUGCAUUCCCACCAUGGCCUUCUGGACACAGCUAAUGCUGCUGCUUUGGAAAAAUGUCCUGUAUCGCAGGAGACAGCCGAUCCAGCUCUUGGUGGAGUUGCUGGGGCCUCUGUUUCUCUUCUUCAACCUGGGUGCCACUCUAACCCGACUGGAGCAACAUGAGUGCCACUUCCCCAACAAGCCGCUGCCCUCGGCCGGCACCCUACGGCUCCAGGGUCUCAUCUGCAGCAUGAACGACACCUGCUUCCCGCAAUCCGCGCCCGCCGAGCAGCCAGGUGUCCUCAGCAACUUCAAGGACACCCUCGUCCUCUGGCUCCUGGCAGAUGCCCACACCAUCCUUGGGGGUGGGGGACGAGCCCACAGGAUGCUGGCCAGCCUGGGAAAGCUAAUGCCAAUGUUGAGAGCGGCGGGCGGGGCAGCCCGGCCUCAGCCAAGCAACCGGCUGCGGGACCGCCUGCCCCUGACCACUAAGCUACUAGGGACACUGCUUCGCCAGCAAUCCCUGGGGUCUGGGCUGGACCAAACCCUGGAGUCCAUGAGGAGCUUCCUGGAGGCAGCAGAGAACGUGGCCCAGGAGCUCCUGGCACUGCCCGGCCUGGUGGAGCUGUGGGCGCUGCUGCAGAGACCUCAGGGGACUAGCCGGCCCCUGGAGGCCGUGUCAGAAGUCCUCUGCGGUGCCAAGGGCCCUGGCGUCCUAGGGGGGCCCUCCCUCGACUGGUAUGAGGCCACCCACCUGAAGGAGUUGGUGGGGCAGGAGCCCGCCCCAGGCCUGCCCGACAGCAGCCUGAGCCCUGCCUGUGCUGAGCUGAUGGGGUCGCUGGAAACCCACCCACUGUCCCUCCUCCUCUGGAGGCGCCUGAAGCUGCUAGUCCUGGGGAAAGGCUUCACCAGGCGGCUCAUGGCCCAGGGGAACCGGACCUUCUAGAAGCUGGCUCUACUGAAGGGCCUCCAGGAGGCGUGUGUGCUGGGACCCCAGCUCUUCAACUACUUGAACGACAGUACAAAUGCGGCCUGUGGCAGGUUAGGCCAGGUCGGAGGACAGCAGGUUCAUCCAGGGCCUCCCUGGGCACAUCAUCCCUGCCCAGGAUGUGGGGGCGAGUGUGCAGGCGGCUUGUGGAAUCCAGGGGAGCUCAGGGAGGGGGACCCAACUUGGAGCAGUGCGCCAUUCCAAGGAAAGGCUGAGGAGGGCUACAGCUUGGCCCUGCAGAAAUCUGAUGGCCGAGCUGGGCCGCGCCCUGGUGUCCCCGAGGAAGAAGCGCCACCUGGCCCUGAGGUUCAGGGGAGGAUCCGGGCACCCAGGACCCACACCCAGGCCCUUCCUCAGUGUGUGACCCUGGACAAGCUGGAGGCGGCACCCUCAGAGGCAGCCCUGAUGGCGCGGGCCCUGGAGUUGCUCGCGGAGCACCACUUCUGGGCCGGCAUCGUCUUCUGGAACUUUGGACCCCGCACAGCCUCUACCCGCAGCAGACACCCUCCCCGUGCUACGCGGAUGACGCGUGAGCGCCCCCUCCCUGCGCAUCCACCCCCCUUCCGCCGCCAGAUCUCGGCUCGGGCUCCCUUUGGAACAUUCACGCGGUCGAGGCUGCGAGCCACUGGUUUGGAAGGACCACUCCCUGUGACCUGUAGCGGGAGGAACCGGGAUCCCGGAGGGGCUGGGGUCCCCGGGGGCAGGGAGAACGCGGCCUGUGAAGACAGCUGGGAUCCUAAGGCUGGAACAGGGGUCAGGGGACAUCCGGGGCCCAGCUGCGCCUUUGGAUCUCCAGUGCCCGUGGGGGCUGCUCGGGGCCUCUGGCCUCCACCGCAGCCACGCCCCUGCCUCAGGGUCCUGCGUGUACAGAACCGGUCGCUGCCGCUUUUCCUGACCUGGAUCCACUCCGUGGCGCCGGUGGUGAAGGCCGUGGUGCGAGGGAAGGAAAGGAGGCUGCGCCACACGAUGCAGGCCCUGGGGCUCGGCAGCGCGGUGCUGUGGCUCGGCUGGUUCCUCAGCUGCCACUCGCCCUUCCUCGGCAGCACGGCGCUGCUCGUGCUGGUGCCCAAGCUCGGAGACAUCCUCCCCCAUAGCUACCCGGCCGUGGUCUUCUUGUUCUUGGCGGCUUUCGCCGUGGCCACCGUGGUCCAGAGCUUCCUUCUGAGCGCCCGCUUCCCCCGCGCCAACCUGGCGGCGGCGUGAGGCCUGGCCUACUUCGUGCUCUGUCCGCCCUACGUGCUGUGCGUGGCCUGGCGAGACCGGCUGCCUGCGGGUGGUCGUCCCCACCGCAGUCUUCUGUCGCCUGUGGCCUCUGGGUUCGGCUGCGAGAGCCUGGCGCUGCCGAAGGAGCAGGGUGAAGGCGCCCAGUGGCACAGGGCGGGCACCGGGCCCACCCCUGGCGUCUUCAGCCCGGCCCAGGUCUCUGGAAUCCUGCUGCUCGACGCUGUGCUCUAUGGCCUCGCCACUUGGUACCUAGAGGCCAUCUCCCAGGUUGGAGCACCGCUCCUCCCAGGCCAGUAUGGGAUCCCCAAACCGUGGAACUUUCCCUUUCGGAGAAGCUAUUGGUUUGGACCUCGUUCUCCCAAGGGCUCCACCCCGCCUCCCACCCCGAAGGACCCAGAGGUGCCGACAGAAGAGGUCCCACCCGGCUGGAUUCCUGGGGUCUCCGUACGGGGCCUGGAGAAAUGCUUUCCUGGCAACCCCCAGCCAGCCCUGCGUGGGCUCAGCCUGGACUUCUGCCAGGGCCAGAUCACCACCUUGCUGGGCCACAACGGAGACGGCAAGGCCACCAUGCUGUCCCUACUGUGCGGCCUCUUUCCACCCACUGGUGGCUCUGCCCGCAUCCUGGGCCACGAUGUCCAGUCCAGAAUGGAAGCCGUCGGGUCCCACCCGGGCGCCUGCCCGCAAUACAACGUGCUGUCUGACGUGCUGACCUUGGAGGAGCACAUCUGGCGGUCGAAGGGCCUGAGUGCAGGAGCUGUGAGCCCCGAGGAGGCCCGUCUACUGCAGGACGUGGGGCUUGUCCCCACGCGUUGUGCGCAGACCCGCCGCCUCUCUGGUGGGACGCAGCAGAAGCUUUCAGUGGCCAUCACCUUUGUGGGCGGCUCCCAGGUUGUCAUUCCGGAUGAACCCACGGCUGGUGUCGACCCUGCUUCCCGCUGCAGCAUCUGGGAGCUGCUGCUCAAAUACCGAGAAGGUCUUCCGAAGGUGGUAGAGGCUUGCGCUGCAGACGUGGACCCAGAGGACGCGGCCACAGAGUUAGACUUGACUUUACGACCCUCGGCUGAACGGGGACCCUCAAACCUGAACGCACCCCUGAUGGCCCCACAGAUCACCAGCCGCAAGCGGCACCUGGGCGCGGGCCUCGCUCCCCCAGACGUGACCUCACGGCUCAAGGUUCUGCCGGAAGAGUCGGCCCUGGAGAACGGGGAGCUAGCGACGUCUGCCCCGGAAACACGGGUCCUGCAGGGCUUCGGGCCAGACCCCGCGGGCCGGGGACACGGCUGGGCGCUGACCCGCCAGCAGCUCCGGGGCCUGCUUCUCAAGCGCUUUCUGCUUGCCUGCCGUGGCCGCCGUGGCCCGUUUACGCAGGUGAGGGGGAGCGGGCGCCAGAGGAGGGCGCGCGGGCAGCCCUGGGUGCCUGUUUUCUACUCCCGUCACCCACGCAGCGGUGAACCCGAGAAGUCUCCCCCAAGCAGGAGCAGGAAGGGUCCCGGGCAGCCCAGGGGGUGCGCAGGGAGGGCAGCUGCUGGGCCCGUCCUGCAGAUGGUUCUGCCUGUCCUCUUUGUGGGCCCGGUGCCGGCGCUCAGUCUCCUCGCGCCUCCUGACGGGUCGGAACCUGUCCCGACUUCCUGGUCAAGACCCACCCCCGCCUGGUGCGCCAGGGGCCAGCGGCCACCUGCACGCGUUCAGUUUGCCCAGAGGAGGGGGCCGGCGCUCCGGACGGCUCUCCGUGCCCCCCCACGCCCCCACCCCCUGCAUCUCCCGCAGCCUGAAGACCAAGAAGUGGGUGAACGAGGUCAGGUGAGGAGGGCCGUUCCCGCGCCCCCUGCCCACCCGCUAGGAGGCUUUCCUGCCCCGCCCUCCCUGAGCCCACUGCCCCGCAGGUAUGGGGGCUUCUCCCUGGGGGGCCGAGACCCAGGCCUGCCCUCAGGGCAAGAGGUGAGCCACUCAGGGUGGGGGCUGCCGGUGCUGCUGAACCCCCGACCCGGCGGGGCCCUCGACCGUGUCCUGAGCAACCCCACAGCCUGGGCUCACGGCCCGGACACCGAGGACAGCCUCAAAAUCUGGUUCAACAACACCGUGGUGGCCUUCAUCGACAGGGCCAACGAUGCGCUCCUACAUGCCCACCUGCCCCCAGGCCCUGCCCGCCACGCCCACAGCAUCACCACGCUCAGCCACCCCGAGGCUGCGCUGACGCAUGGAUCCUUGACGGCCGCCUCGGUGGACGUGCCCGUCUCCAUCUGCGCGGUCUUCGCCGUGUCUUUCGUCCCCGCCGGCGUCACCCUUGUUCUCAUCGAGGAGUGGCCUCUGCAGUUUAUGGGGGGCCCGCCUCCCACUCUUCACUGGCUCAGCAACUUUCUCUGGGACGUGGUGCGGGGAGUGCUUUGGAACUACCUGGUGCCAGCGUGCGUGGCGGCGCUCACCUUUCUGGCUUUCCAGCAGAGGGCGUAGGUGGCUCCCGCCAACCCGCCUGCCCUCCUGCUGCUGUUACUGCUCUGUGGGUGAGGCCUCCGCCCCCCUCGGAGCCCGUUCUUUCGUGUGCCCGGCACGGCCUGUGUGGUGCUCACCUGUGUCAACCUCUUCGUCGGCAUCAACGGCGGCACGGCCACCUUCGUGCUCCAACACUUGUCUGGUCGGAAGCUGCAGGAAAUGAGCCGCAUCCGGAAAAGGGGCUUCCUGGUGUUCCCCCACUUCUGCCUGGGCCGGGGGGCGGUGGACAUGGCGUGAGACCAGGCCGUGGCUGACGCCUUCGAGCGCUUAGGAGACGGGCAGUUCCAGCCUCCCCUGCGCUGGGAGGAGGUUGGUAAGAACCUCUUGGCCGUGGUGGUACAGGGGCCCCUCCUCCUCCUCCUCCUCAUGCUCUUGGCGACCACCUGCUGCCACGGUCAACCCCAGCUGAGGUCGCCGCCCCCCCCCCCCACCCCGGGGCAGGAGGAUGAGGAGGUGGCCGGUCGGGAGCGGGUGGCCCGAGGGGCCACCGAGGGGGACGUGCUGGUGUCGAGAGACCUGACCGAGGUGGGCGCAGUGCUGGGUUGGGGGCUCCCGCUGGCCCACCCACCCUCUCAGGGACCUGAACACCUCCCAGGCGUGCCGUGGGCAGAGGGACGCCAGCUGUCGAUCCCCCCUGGUGAGCUGAGAGUCCAGGGUGAAGGUCCUGAGGCAGGGGCAGUGAGGGGCUGCCCUACUGUGCGCCCACUGCCCUUUACUGAACAACUGAGCAUAGGUGGACAGUGGGGCAGGGAUCUGAGACUUUGCCGAGUGCCGUCUGCGGGGCACCCGCGGUGUUUCGGGCCAGUGGGAGUGAACGGAGCAGGGAAGACGUCCACGUUUCGCAAGCUGGCGGGGGACGCGCUGCCCGGUGGUGGUGAGGCUGUGCUGGCUGGCUACAGACGCCCCCCACCCGUCUCUUACCAUGGUGCUCCAGGGUGGCAUGGCCGGGAACCUUCCGCUGCGCACCACCACAGGGGCUAAUGCCCUCAGUCGGACGCUGUCUUCGAGCUGCUGGCCGGCCACCAGCACCUGGAACUCUUCGCCCGAAGCUCAGGUUCCCCAGUUUCGGACCCACCUGCGGGCACCUACAGUGGAGGCAACAAGAGGGAGCUGGCGACAGCCGUGGCGCUGCGGGGGGACCCGGCUGUGGUCUUUCUGGACGAGUCCACCACGGGCACGGACCGCGCUCCCGGCGCUUUCUCUGGAGUAGCCUCCCUCCCGGCCGUGGCGCGGGAGGGCCGCUCCGUGGUGCUUACCGCACACAGGUGGGUCCCCAGCGCCCGGGGCCCAGGGUCAAGGUGGGUCAGGCCCCAGCGGGAGGCCGUCAGAGCUGGAGCGGCCCCGACCUUUGGGAGGAGGGCACGCCGGGGACGCCCGGCCCCGCCCACCCACCCACCCGGGUUUGGCGCCGGCCACACGCUGACCCUGCGGCCCGCAGCGCGGUCCGAGUUGGCGGAGGCCUUCGAGGCGGCCGCGUUCCCGGGGGCCGCGCGCUUCCAGGUGCCGCCGGGAGGGCGCUGCGCCCUGGCUCGCGUCUUCGGAGAGCUGGCGUGGCGCGGGGAGGAGCGCGGCGUGCACUUCUCAGGGAGCCAGACCACGUUGGCGCGGGCGCCCCCCGCGCCUGGACGCGGCUGAGGAUAAGUGGGGCUGGGGGCCGGGCCGGGGGCUGACCGCCCCUCCGGCCGCCCUCCCCCAGGUGCUCCUGUACUUCUCCAAGGACCAGGGGGAAGAGGAGGGGGACGGGUAGGAGGCGGGAGUGGGGGCAGGCCUCGUGCCACGCCCACAGCACCCCGACUCCUCACUGGGCUCCUCGAGGACCCUAGCACCUCCUGUGUGGGGUUGCUGGGAGACUCCGGCAGCCCAGUCACAGGCUCUC